Saxophila tyrrhenica is the source of this 1251-nucleotide messenger RNA. RefSeq names its product alkylphosphocholine resistance protein lem3 (gene LEM3). NCBI's taxonomy places the organism in Eukaryota, Fungi, Ascomycota, Dothideomycetes, Mycosphaerellales, Extremaceae. Gene Ontology annotation, cellular component: endoplasmic reticulum; plasma membrane; Golgi apparatus. The coding region runs from base 1 to 1251 and encodes 416 amino acids. The record is from RefSeq and is a predicted model, not a curated record. The transcript has 4 exons.
AUGUCGCAAACGAUGGAGCAGACGGACGUGAGCAGCAGUCAAGGGAGCGAAGAGCAAGAGAAGAAGCAGAAGAGCAGGAGACCGGCGAAUACGGCCUUUAGACAACAGCGAUUAAAGGCCUGGCAACCCAUCCUCACACCCAAGACAGUUCUGCCGCUGUUCUUCGCCAUCGGCGUCAUAUUCGCACCCAUCGGCGGAGCAUUACUCUACGCCAGCUCAAAGGUCCAGGAGAUCAUCAUCGACUAUUCCGACUGCAACAGCACGGCGCCGGCAUGCCCUGACUUCGGCCCCAUACCGAGCAGCAAGGUCACCACACACUUUAAGAACAGUACCGACCCGGCGGAUGCGCCGACCUGGUGUAAGAAUGUCACACAAGUCGGGUACGGCCAGGACGAGAGUAAGCUGGUCCGCACGCCGCAGUGCUUCAUACAGUUUUACGUUCCGGAGCAGCUGAGCCCGCCUGUGCUACUCUACUACCAACUGACCAACUUCUACCAAAACCACCGAAGAUAUGUGCAGUCCUUCGACCAGUCGCAGCUCGAAGGCAACGCUCGGUCGAACCAGUCUAUAAGCAGCAGCGACUGCGAUCCCCUGCAACUUGAUCCCAGCGGAAAGGCGUAUUACCCGUGCGGCCUGAUCGCGAACUCCAUGUUCAACGACACAUUCCAGAACAUCCGACUCCUUAACGCCCGCUCUAGCAGCGCCGAGGAGAAGCCGUAUAACAUGACCGAUCAUAACAUCGCCUGGGACUCUGACAAGGAUCUCUACGGCAUGACGAAGUACGAGUACUCGGAAGUUGUGCCUCCGCCAAAUUGGCGGGAGCAGUAUCCGGAGUACAAUGAGACUUUCCCCUUCCCCGAUCUGAAGACUUGGGACGCGUUCCAGGUGUGGAUGCGCACGGCUGGUCUGCCGACGUUUAGUAAAUUGGCGUUGCGGAAUGAUGAUGAGCCGAUGGAGCCUGGGAGGUAUCAGAUCGAGGUGUAUGACUACUUCCCUGUCAACAUCUAUGAUGGAACAAAGUCGAUCCUGAUCUCAACACGAACCGUUAUGGGCGGCAGAAAUCCUUUCCUCGGCAUUGCUUACAUUGUGGUUGGCGGACUCUGCAUCCUGCUGGGUGCGCUGUUUACUGUGACGCAGCUGUUCAAGCCAAGGAAACUUGGAGACCACAGCUACUUGAGCUGGAACACGGAUCAACCAUCAUCAGCAACUACAACCGGGCGAUCCACAAGGCCUGGCGAGUCGUCUGCUUAA